Amoebophrya sp. A120 is the source of this 5273-nucleotide messenger RNA. NCBI's taxonomy places the organism in Eukaryota, Dinophyceae, Syndiniales, Amoebophryaceae. The record is from the annotation of a GenBank genome assembly.
CUUAUUGUUAUUUCGCUCUUGCACUUUUUCUUGUCGAAGACGUUUUUUGGCGGCAUUGACGUUGUCAAAGACAAAGGUUGCCGCAGGCAUUCUUCCUUUGUUCGCUCAAACAGCCCUCGUUUCCACAUUUUUACCCCACCUCAGGCCCCACCCCAACCGCAACAACACUAAAAGCUCGAUGAGAACAAGUCGAGCAUCAAAGUAUCCCGUCAAGUAUGUUAGUUGGAUCAAAACCGCUUCCGAGGAAAGAAGAUUGUCCGCACAAAUCUGGCAAACGGCAUCGCUGGCGGGCUUAAGUAGAUUCUCAUUCUUUCCCCAUUCUUGGAAAAAUACUUAGAACCACUGAACACCGCUGCAAUUAGCUCCUACUUCCCCUUACUUCCACUAGUACGUACAUCAUUUCCCCCCUCCACGUCGCUCACCACGCGCUCACGACUCUCUUGUGAAAAUGUCUUCGACGUGGAUGCCCCAGUUGAAGCCUUACAAUGGCAAUCCGACGAAAGGCGAGAUCCGGGCGGUGGCGGACGAGUAUCGGCGGAGCUCCGCCAAAAGGAUGACCAGCAUUGAGGUGGAGCAGGCGGUCCACCUCUGGCGAAAGGAACUUCAGGAAAAAAUCGACCGCCACCAGCGGCGUGUCACCCACCUGGACACCAUCGACCUGUCCUCCCAAAAAAUCGGCAACCGGGGGGUCGAGUGGUAUGGCCGCGUUCUCAACUGUUACAUUCUCAACUGUUACGCAAAUUUGUGAUGCAAGAAUGGCAAAAGUGAAAGGAAGGACCUUCCGCGUCUUGCAUGACAGAAUUGGCACAGAUUCUCAGCCUGUUUGGCCGUCUGAAAGUUUGUCAUGCGAAGCAGCUACUUGAUGGCGUCGAUAGUUAAGGCAAUUGUGCAUGGCAAAUCAUGUAACAGCUGAGAUGAAUGUAACUUUUGAGAGCCCCAUAACUGCCUCUUCAACUUUUUGAACGACUUCGACAUCGGGUGCUCGGUCCUAUCAAAUGGAAAAAUGUCUGGGUCUGGAAGAAUGCAACUUGUGAUGCUGCCUUUGGAUGUCUAAAAAAUUUGUGUUGCAUGAGCAGCAAAAGAAUUCUAAUUUUUGCUACGCGGAGAGGGCAUCUGUCAUGCGGAUUAGGCAUCAAGAAUCCCUCAAAAAACCUGUGAUGCUAGGGCAUGCAUCACAGACCAGACAUCAUGGGUCAUGCAAACCGUGCAUGACAAGUCUCAGAAUUUUCCGGACCCAGACACUUUUGCAUUUGAUAGGUCCUGAAGCUGUACAAAAACGACCUCGGAGACGAGGCCAUGCGUGCUUUAGCAAUCUUCCUCCGGAGAUGCAAAACCCCGGUGCACGAAAUCCACCUGUCCGACACCUACAUCACGGAGGAAGGCCUCUCAGUCGUCUUGAAAGCCGUCGCGGAGCUGGAGCGCUACCCCAGGGUGACGCUCACCGGGAAGGGGGAGGUCGCCACGCAGAGUAUGUAUUUGCGAAUAAACGACUGCCAGAUCGACUACAAUAAGAUCGAUGAAAACUUUCACGAAGAGUUGCGGUGUAUGCGCAACUGCGUGAUCCCGAAUUGGUCUUCUAGAACACGAAAAAACGGCGUUGUACAACUACAACCAGGAGGGACCUCCGUAAAGAACACUAGCACUAACAACGAUAGAGCGGAAGUGUUUCGCUCGGUGGGCAACACGAUCACGAGUCUGGGGCUGGACAAGCGCAGGUACAAGCUAUCCGACUUAGGGCUCUCUCUCCGGGACGAGUCCGAUUUCCCGGGCAUCCUGCAGGUCUUGCUAUUACAGUGAAAAAUGCCCCCUACCCCUGAAAUUGCAAAAACUUGUAAUGCAACAUUUCCAAAUGAAAAUUUUUUGUCAUGCAUGAAAGGAGUAUGAAUCUUUCUGAUGCACCAGAGUCUAGGCGUGUAUCGCAUCGCUUGCAUGACAAGCGCCGCUCCUGCUGGGGUCUUUUGCAAUGCAAAUUUUUGCUAUUCACGAGUGGAAACCUGUGAUGCUGAUAGAUGCAAGAGGGCGAGUGUUUCACUUGGAAAGGUUUGCAAUACAAAUGCUCCCAAGUUCGGGAGUGGGGGCAUUUUUCAUUGUAAUACUUGCCGCAAGACAUCCCGAUGGUGAUUCUGUUCAAAUUGAAGGACCAGUACGAGUACAAAAUGAAAGACGAAGACUUGCCGACUGGCGUGAAAGAACGCCUAGUGGUGGAUUAUAGUGCCGGUGCAGCUGCUGCUGCACAAAUUUCCUGCUCCUCAUCUUCCCCCGGUGGAAGUAGAGGUGCAUCUGGCGUUCAAGUUCAUCUCCCCAUCCCCUCCCCAAGCACGACCGCCGGCUCUAGUAGUUCUCUUUCCGCGUUGUACCAAACUCCUAUACCCUCGCCCGCAAGCUCGUCCACCUCCAUGAUCACAGCCCCACGGAGCUACACCCGCCCGCCUUUCGGCGUUCUGACCUCGAUGGAGUCCUGGAUGCGACCGAGGAAGCUGACGGUGUCAAGCAGGACGAAGGACUCGGGAAUCGACAUCCAACCGAGGCCGCCGGCUUUUCCCACACCGGAGGUCAGCGUCGUCUUUCAGCCCAACUCAAGGGACAAUCGGAAAAAGGAUGUUGCGGGACGUGGGGCUACUUCUACAGCUGCUGGUGGUGAAACAAACGAAAAGAUAAAGGACGACUGGGAUCACAAAAGCCCGGUUGCACUUGGCGAAGUGCGGAACAAAAAAGAGUUUGGCGCUGGUAUCGUCGUCCCUACGGCCGCAAAGGGGAGGAUAAACAGCGGGACUUCGGCAAAUGUACAACGCGUAAUUCUUGUUUGUCACGCUUUGCGCAUGGAAACUGAAAGAUCUGCGGUUAUUUUCGUUUGUCAAGACCGUGAUCGAGCUCAACUCAUCUUCGUGGGAACAAUAAAAUCCUUUUCGUAAUAAUAAAACACGACAGGUCUCCACGACUUCCUCCAACGGUGCUGCGCCCUCCUCUUCCUCCACCUCCCGUCCCACCCGCAGCCCCCCGCCUGACCCCUCGAUCAUUCAGCCCACGGUCAUCAACCAGGGUGCUCCUCUCUCUCCCACUCCCAGUCGUGGCGGCCGGGCAGGUGGACAACAAGGAAUGCGGAACGUCGGUGAAGUGACCGUAGUCGGCGGACAAACGUCAAGAACGUCGACGAGGUGGGCCGACAUAUACGAUACCAGCAGCGCCGCCGACGGAGCGAGCACACCAGAACUCUCUUUGCCUGACCCAUCUUCAACCGGAAGAAUGCACGGCGAGAGUGGCGGAGCUGUCACUGGAGGAACAAAUUGUCAUCCUGUCACUACGCGCACAAACGGAACAAACGAGUCAGGGUCGGCGCUUGCAACUGCGCAUUUCGCGACACAGUCAGGCAAGAACACGGGUAAGUAUACAAAACACGCACUCUCCUUGCGUGAUCUUCUUGAUUUUGAUUGGAUGAUGACUACUUCCUUUCGUUCUUGACGCGGAUGCGCUAUUAAUUUUUUGACCUCUUUCAACAAUCGAAAGCUGUAGUUUUUAGGACUGGGUAACUAGACUGAGGUGCCGCCCAUGCUGUUUGGUCUGAUGGAUGUUUACGCGCGCAAGCGGUCUCGACGAAUUGGUUGGACAUACUGUGUGGCUCAGCCGCUGGAGGCGGCGAGUCGGUCGAGAACCUUACGCGGCCGCAGGUGACUGAGAUUGGCAUGACCGUCGUCACGCCGGGAGGGAUGCCGUACAGGCCUCCUUUCCCUAUUCUCUUGGUCUUUUUCUGCCCACCCUGACUCUGACCCUCUCUAGGGCCAGACCUGUCAUGGCCUCCAGUGAGGCGUCAGGAGUCUCUCUGUACGGUCUUUGUCUUGCCACGGCACGUGUGCAUGCAUCCUUACGACAACGUACCACCGCCCUUCCAAGAGUAUAGUCUAGCUCACAUCAGAGCCGAAGGCUAUGUGUGCUCUAGGGGUGAGGCCCACUGCCCGCCCCGCCACUUCUGAAGGACGCUCUCGGUGCGUUUCAGCGUUCGGGUGUGUGCUCGCGCACCACCAAACGGCGACCCCACCCCCCUUCGGGGGGCGGGGGCCGCUGUAGGCAUCCAUCGGUCCGUGAAUGGACGAAGACCAUACAGUAUGGGCAUUGGCACCUGCAUAAUAGUUACUUUAGUGUAGUCUUCAUUAUCAUUUCUCUUGUUUGAACGAACAAAAAAAAAACCUUCAACAGCCGAGUCCACCCCAUCUCCCGUGCUAACCCCGUCCCCGAUCUUGACCCCGAACCUGGAAAACUGCCCAGAAUUGACUGAUGACCAGCUCCAGCAUUUGAUCCAGCUGGUAAAAGUGGACCUGGUGGAGUGCAACUGCCACGACGCCCCGACUGCGGUGAUUGAGGAGGCGAUCCGGCACUUAUCAAAUGCAAAAAUGUCUCGGUCUGGAAGAAAGCAUGUUUGUCAUGCUUGUCUGGCAUGACUCUUAAAUCUGUCAUGCACGUUACCCAAGAGCUCCACUUUUCUGUGAUGCAGAAACGCAGUUUGUCAUGUCACACCUAGAAGCUCAGAAACUUCAACUUGUCAUGCUGAGCCAGCACUUGUGGCCUCAUCAUGAGACGCCACCCAGCAUCACAAGUUUCCAGACCCAGACAUUUUUACACUUGAUAGCAUUUUGGGCCUUACGAACUGAUCAAGGUAGCCGAGUACGUGAUUCAGUACAUGCAGAUGGAGACGGAGCGGGUGGUUUCCCGAGUAGAAGUGCCAGUAGAGAUGACCAGGAUGCAGUGACUCAUGUAGUUUAAAGAUGCUUGUUCCGAGAGUGCCAGACAGGCACAGGAACGAAGUUUGACGAUAGAUUAUCAUACGAAUGAAAUCAUACUAAAAUGAAGAAAGCAAGGGACGAAGCUGAAGCUUCGAGAAACAACUUUUGGUCGUCGUUCUUGGCACGUAAUUGUAGUUCCAACUGUAGAGCAUCAACAUAAAGUUGUCGAUAGUACGCAGCGGCAGCUCCUUUGGAAAUAAAGAUUCAAAUGCUACAAUACGACUUGGUAAUUGAGUGUCCCCGUCCGCAUGAUCUUGGCACUUCCGCGGUUGCGACCGAAAAAACAAAAUGAAAAGAACAGCCUUUGUAAUGGUAGUUCGAUAAGACGAGAGACUAACAUCAAUGCUGGAAGUCUGCCAAACAUAAUCAUCCAAGGAGUUGUGACGAGUUUAAUCGAUUGAUAUGAACGGAAAAUGAAGAUGAACAUUUUGCGAAUGCGACAUGCUACGGCGCAUGCAAAGGAACGACUUCCGCUCAAAUGAAAUUUGAUGCCUGCGG